Messenger RNA from Trypanosoma grayi, 1110 nucleotides. RefSeq lists its product as hypothetical. Lineage: Eukaryota; Euglenozoa; Kinetoplastea; Trypanosomatida; Trypanosomatidae. Bases 1 to 1110 code for a protein of 369 amino acids. The record is from RefSeq and is a predicted model, not a curated record. The transcript has a single exon.
AUGCUGCGCCACGUGCUGUGCGUGCUGGCCCUCGCGCUGUGCUGCACGUCUGUGUGGGUGACAGCAAGCGACAUGCCUAAUGGUGCAGUUGAAUUGAAGCUUAAGAACGGCGACGCGAAGAUAACGCUGACAGAGACAGUUGAUGACAGCAGCUGCACAGCGAAGAUAGCUGCAGCUGGUGGGAAGAGCAGCGAUGUUUCCAUUUCCACGACGGUUACUUUGAAGAAGAAGAAGGCGGAUGCGCCAACAGAAACGACUGAAAGUGAGAAUGGGCAGUCUAAGAUUGUCAAAGUUCCUGUUGGGCACAGCUUAACGCUUGUCACCACACUGAAUGCUGAGUGUACGAAGGAAGGCGCAACGGUUUCACAAGCCCCUGAAACAACGUGUACGGGGACCGUGGAGGGCGUAGCUACCAACACUAUCACCUAUGAUGCCACCAUGAAACCAACUCCAACUGUCCAUAGCGCUGUAAACCCCUCGCUAGCAGAUAAUCGUGAAGUGAGUGUCCCAGUUGGGUCCAACGUGAAACUCAUUGCGAAAGUUGUUGCUACAUGCGCCGCUGUGUCAGAAGCCCACUCAUCAAGACACUCCACAGGGACUAUAACUUCUAGCGAACGACAAGAGGAGUCCCUUGAUGUCAAAGGUGCUGGCAGAAUUCUUCCCCCAGCUGAAUCUCAUCCAUCCAAGCACACCCCUAUCAAACCAAUGACAGGCGAUCAGCAGACUCAGGGCGGUAAGACCUCUCAGCAAUCCAACAAUCCAGUGGGUGGUUCCCUCACGGGAGAUCCAAAGCCAACUGGUCAAGGUGAUGCCGAUGAAAGGAGCAGUGCUAUCACCAAUGACGACCCGGCUCCUGCUUACAGCGAGGUGGGCGGCACAGAAACCGAAAACACAGUCCCAGUGAAGGACACCGAUUACACCGCCUCCACAGUCACACCUCAAUCAGAGACCACCGCUGAAGAAGCUCCCAAAACUGAUGUCGGUGCGCCCACCUCUGCGGGAGAGGGCGUGAAGCUUCCUGAACGCAACACCGACGCCAGCAGCAGCAGCAGCACUGCGUGGGUGCGUGCCCCACUGUUGUUGCUGCUUGCCGGCGUGGCCGUGUGGUAA